Entamoeba invadens IP1 is the source of this 1173-nucleotide messenger RNA. RefSeq lists its product as hypothetical. The record is from RefSeq and is a predicted model, not a curated record. The coding region runs from base 1 to 1173 and encodes 390 amino acids. The transcript is spliced from 2 exons. NCBI's taxonomy places the organism in Eukaryota, Evosea, Mastigamoebida, Endamoebidae.
AUGUCAAGUUCGCAACCUACUCGUAUUUCAUUAAGCACGCGCUCAUCUGAUUUAGUUGGGUGUGAGAUAGACCCUCUUCAAACUUUACUUUUGAACUUAACAAACGAUAUUCCAACGGGUGUGAUUAAACACUUUUGCUCCCAGAUGUCAACUCCCGAAGAGUUGUUUUCGAACAUCUCAAUGGUUGUAGGGUAUUAUGUACAAGAAGGGUAUAUCAAGCAGUUUUUGCGCUAUUUAAUAGUCCGAGAGAUAGAAGACAACUUCCGCAUGCCACAAACCAUAUUUAAAAAGAACACGACAUACAGUCGAGUCAUUAAAGUGAUAUUAGACCAUGAAUUAGAGCAGUUUUUAAAUAAGUGCCAAGAUAUGGUUUGUGACUUUGUGAAGGAAUUUGGUGCUGAGAUCAACAUCACAGCCAAAAACCCGAUGCUUGAAAAGUCUUUAGAGAAGGUAAAGGACAUCAUCUACAAAUUGAUGGAGCUUUUUAUUACGUUCAAAUUCUCACCAACGUUUUUGUAUUUCAUGUCUCGUGCUCUUGUCGAACUCCAUAGUCGUACUCCUAUGGUCGAAGUGAGCGCACUGAGAGCACUUGUCUUUGUUAAACUCAUAGGCCCAGCUCUUGUGUCGGGACUUGAAACAAAGAGCGAAGUUGAGUGUAAUUCCCUUAGAACGGUUAACACAGUCGUUCAGUGGUUUGCCGACCCACAAGAUGAAAGCUCUGGAAACGACUCCGAGAAGUGGAAAACCUACUUGAAAGACUUUGCGACAGAUAAGAGGCAAAGUGUGGACUCUCGUAUUCUUCAGUUCAAAAAUGCAGAUGCGGAGAAUGCGGAUAUCACACUCGAGUGGAUAGAUAAAGAACAAGUAAAGCAAUUGUUGCCACGAAUGCAAGUUGAGUGGAGAAAUAUCGUCCAAUUUGUGACUCGAGAGUCGGGUGUGUUGCUUCAAUUGCACUUCUCCUCUGAAAUGGAAACAACUCGAAUAUACACACGCCUCAUCUCAGAGUUGGAGUCUUUGUCGAGCAACACAAAGAAAGACAAAAGUGACUUAUUGUUGAAAAUGACGUCGAUGAAAAUGGAAAUCAAGGACUUGGAAGAAGAAAUCAAGUAUCUCCGAGAACUUCUUGCUUCUAGAGAUCCUUCACUUGCAUAUCUGAAAAACGAUGAAAAUUGA